UGUAUUAAACACUGAUCACAAACCGAGUUUUUAACUCCUCCUCCCAAAUUAGCUUCAUCCACGAUCGGCGCACUUUUUGGCGACAUUAUUUCCGGAUUGUAUGCGAUUCAUUGUCGCAAAUGCGCGACGAGAGCUACAAUAGACCAACGUGGCGGUCGGAUUUGUGAAGAUUACAGUCAAUAAAGUGCUGUGCACAAGGCUGCGACUAAUCCCUGUGUGAAAGGGAUGGGCAGUGCACCGGCGGAAUCUGACUUUCUGCUAAAAGCUGGGUGGGGAAUGGAGGGAGACUUUUCCUCUCGACUCCACACAUGCACAUUAUGGUCAACAGGGUGUAGUCUCACUUGGGUUGAAUGUCAAACGCGCUGUCAGACUCGUAUGAUUAGUUCGAAGUCCGAUUGUGUCAACAGUUACUUGGCUGAAUCGGAUGGCAGAGGUUCCCAUGUCAUGUGAUUGUUUUGUUUCUUUGCCUCCUGGCUCUCGCGAUGACCAUGUUAUUUUUGGGAAGAAUGCAGACCGUCCCCGGGAUGAGGUGCAAGAGGUGGCCCACUACCCUGCAGAAUCUCACCCUCCAGGCUCCAUGCUGGAGUGCACAUACAUCCAGAUCCCUCAAGUGGAGCAGACCCGCGCCGUCGUCCUCAGCAAACCUGCCUGGAUGUGGGGCGCUGAAAUGGGAGCCAAUGACCAGGGAGUCUGCAUUGGGAAUGAGGCUAUCUGGACCCGAGAGCCCGUCGUCCCCGGAGAGGCUCUGCUGGGCAUGGACUUUGUCAGACUGGGGUUGGAGCGUGGUGACAGUGCCUGGUCGGCGCUGACAGUGAUCACCAGCCUCCUGGAGCAGCAUGGCCAGGGGGGGCAGUGCAAGGAGGACCAUGUGCCCUUCAGCUACCACAACACCUUCCUCCUGGUGGACCGCAAUGAGGCCUGGGUCCUGGAAACUGCUGGGAGGCUGUGGGUGGCACAGAAGGUCACAAAGGGUGUGAAGAACAUCUCCAACCAGCUGACCAUCGGGACUGAGGUCACCGCAGAGCACCCAGAGCUGCGGGGCGUGGCCCAGGCUCAAGGCUGGUGGGACGGUGAGGGGGAGUUCAACUUUGCUCGGGUGUUCAGCCCCGAGAAUCCGCCUGCCAGGAUGGAGCUGGCAAAACAGCGCUAUAAGGGAGGCACAGAGCUACUCCAGCAACAUGACGGCUCAGUGACGGCAGAAGUGAUGAUGUCCAUUCUGAGGGACAAGCCCAGUGGUAUCUGCAUGGAUUCUGGAGGUUUCUGCACCACAGGCAGCAUGGUAUCUGUCCUGCCCAGAGACACCAGCAUGCCCUGCAUCCACUUCUUCACUGCCACCCCAGACCCCUCCCGGUCUGUAUUCAAGCCUUUUAUCUUCUCGGACUUUUCUACCCCUGUGCUGAGGGUGGUCUCCCCACAGUUUGGCCCAGAUGACCCUGUCAGGAAGCAGCCUCGCUUUCAGAGCCAGGUGGACCGAAGACAUGACCUGUACAAGGCCCACCAGGUGGCGCUCAGCACCAUGGAGACUAACCCGGACGAGGGUUCAGCUGUCUUUGAGAUUCUGAGGGAACUGGAGUCGCAGUGUCUGAGUGAGAUUUCAGCCAUACUGAGUGGAGAGAUAUCAGGAGAAGAACUGGGGGACUUGUUUUUUGAUUCCGUGGACACAGAAAUAAAGUUCUACCAAUGAGGAGCACCCUCAGGUGGACAUCCCUAACGCUAGCAGAGUUCCAGGAGAAGGCCCCCGGUCUGUUGAAAACCCUGUGUUCCUCAUCUGAUUGGGCUCUGCCUCACUCACACAACACGCGUCCAUGAUUAACACAGACUAAAUGUCGAAACUGCUCUGAUUGGAGCAAAUGUAUCAUCUGUAUCAACCAUGGAGCAAAGAGUGCACCUUUAUUAGUGAGUAUAAUGAUGUAGACUACACAAGCGCCUAUGUAGAGCUGUGUGAAGUUGCACAAAUGCAGCGUGGCAUUUGUUUAACAUUUUUUUUGUUGUUGCAAAUGAAUGGGUUGUCAUUUGAUGGCUACCUGUAGGGAAAUAUCUAAUAAAGAAUGUGGAUAGUC
Messenger RNA from Anarrhichthys ocellatus (wolf-eel), 2060 nucleotides. RefSeq names its product secernin 2 (gene scrn2). Gene Ontology annotation, biological process: proteolysis. The transcript has 9 exons. The record is from RefSeq and is a predicted model, not a curated record. Bases 425 to 1684 code for a protein of 419 amino acids. Gene Ontology annotation, molecular function: dipeptidase activity; cysteine-type exopeptidase activity. NCBI's taxonomy places the organism in Eukaryota, Metazoa, Chordata, Actinopteri, Perciformes, Anarhichadidae.